UAUUUUUCUUUGUAAUACAGAGGGGCAGGAGUAGGAUAAAAUGGAAAUACCCAAGUGCCAUACUUGUAUUCAAGGACAGUACUUGGGUGAUGACAGCUACAAUAAAGGGACCUUUACAUUGAGUGUACUUUUAUUUUUGCACUCAUCAUAGAGGUACCUAUUUUUUAUAUUAGCAGUAUUAAUUAAAACAACACACUAUACAUCAGGUACAGUGUGCUGUAAGCUGAACACUUGUAGGCACAACAUCCACUGAGCAUGCGCAGAACGGUUAGUCGCCUGUAUUCGUUCCCAGACAUCAUCACAGGUUGAACGGAACAUCCUCUUCCACACGCAGGGAUCUUUAUCGUUUAUUUGUGCUCCUUUUUUUCCUCCCCUCCUCCUCCUCCUCCUCCUCUUCCUCCUUCUCCUCCUCCUCGCUGCCGCUGCGGUGUGAAAACAAACAAACACGGAGGGAGCAGAAGCCAUAAGAUGAAGAAACGUUAUGUGGACGCGAACAGGCUACGGAAAAUGAAAAAGCUGAAAAUAACGGAGAGGCUGUCUGAAAGGUAUCCAGCUCGGCGCGGGCUGCUUUUGUUGUGGUGCCCGUCUUUGUGUGAAUCUCAGCCGUCGUCACCUGUCUGCCUCCCAUCCCAUCACUUCAUCUCACGGUUUAAUGUGCGAGCCGUUAUGGGCCUCUCACGGGCGGCUUCAGUGCGGCUUUGCCACGGAUACAGAAGCGUAGAAAUGUUGUGCUACUUCUCCCGACAUUUGUUUACGGAAAGACAGAAAUCGGCAGCAUGUGCAAGUUAACGUCGGCCUGCUUCUCCUCAGGCUGUUUAAUCUGCUUUUACACUGAGUCAUGUGGCCAAACCUGCAUACACCGUCCUGAAGUUUAUGAUGAUGUGGACGCUGGUGCUGCUGGCGGAUUUCAUUCUCGAAUUCAGACUGGAGUAUCUGUGGCCAUGCUGGCUCUUCUUUGGGAGUGUAUACACCACUUUUCACUGCCAUGGGCUGGUUAUUUGUGUUGUUUUUGUUUGUGCUGCCUUCACUCUGGACAUCUUUUGUUUAAUUUUUGUUCCUUUGCACUGGCUGUUUUUUGUGGCAAGCACCUAUGUAUUAUUCAAUUACAUAUGGCACACGGAGAAAGGCAUCUGUAUAUCGACGGUGUCCCUCUGGAUUCUGCUCGUGUACACAGAGGCUUCGCUUCGACUCAAAGACCUUAAAACCUCUCAUGCCAACCUGUCUCAUCUUUUCGCUGCGCACUGCAUUGGAUAUCCUGUAGUGUAUCUGGGGUUUUAUGCCACCUGCUAUUUCACCAACAUCUUUAAGCUCCGCAUACAGAAGGCAGUACAGAGUGAGAAUGACUUCCACAUGCACCUGCUGCAGCACUCGCUCCCUCCAGGCCUGCAGGUCUUCCCCAAGACUGGCACAGAUGGCAGCAGCAGCUCAAAAUGGAAGACAAAGUCUGAGUCGACUCAGUAUCAGUGUCAGAACGGUGCUGUAGUGGCCCAUGACGAGGGACACACUGUGGACUGCCUCCAGAUCCGCACUGAGGAGAGAGCGCCGGAGAAGGGAGCACAGGAGGUGAGGUCAGCUGAAUCAAACCGGCGGCCAUCAUCAUCCAAACCUGGUGAGUCCAGAGAUUUUCCCCACUGUGGGGCAGGAGGGCCAGAAUCCACUACAACCCCGGAAAAUCUACCUCAAGACGAGCAAGGAAGCAAAGCCACACGGGCGGCUAAAAGCUCCUCGCCAAAAGCCCGCAGAGGCAGCACAAACACUCCUUCACCACCUGCAGGGAGGACUGAGAAGAAACAGAGAUCCAGCUCCAAGACAGUCAGCCCCAACCGGGAUGUGACAGACAAGAGUGCAGCAGCAGCUCAGAAUUACCAUGCUGAACAGAUGAACAAGCUGGAGCAGGAGCUGAGGAGGCUGAAGGGCGAGCUGCAGACGAGCAGGCAGAACGAGCAGGAGCUGCGAAGUCACAUCUGCAACUUGACCAACAGCGAGAGGAGCCUGAGACCGGAGGUUUCCCUGCUCAGGCAGUCCAACAUGCUGCUUCAGAGCAAGAUUCUUUGUCUGACUAAAACCAAGCAGAGGGACAAACAGAGCAGUGCAAUGCUGGAGAAGAAAACCAGAGCGGAGACGGAGGCCAGACUCUCAGCUGAGAAACAGCUGGCCGAGCUUCAGGCUCAGAAACUGGAGGAAGCAGCCAGCACAGCACGGAGUCUAACAAACAGGCAGGAACACUGUGAAACCCAAAUGUUAAGGAAAAGAGUUAAAGAGCUAGAGACAGAGUACAAACAACUACAGCUGGACUAUCAAGUGAAAGAGAGUCGUGUGGUAGAUCUAGAGAGUGAUGUUGAGGCUUUGGGGAAGUACCGCUGUGUGGAGAAAGAGACAGACAUGCUGCUGUCCACUCUGUCAGCCAUGCAGGAGAAAGCUCAACAUCUGGAGUACAACCUGAGCGCCGAGACUCGCAUCAAACUGGACCUGUUCUCUGCUCUGGGAGACGCCCGCAGACAGCUGGAAAUCGCUCAAGAUAAAGUGAUGAAGCAGGACCGGGAGAUAAGGGAGAUGAAACAGAAGAUUGCGGAGGUGAUGGCUGUCAGUCCCGGCGUAUCCUACACGGCCCCUCGGCCUCCGGUGCCGCAGUAUCUCACCAAGUUACUCAACUCUGAGCGCUACAUGCUGAAUCCACGAGCGCUGAUGUACCAGUGUCUGAAGAAAUAAAGGAUGUCUCUGCCUUUUUCAGCUCCUCAGACCUCUUUGGCAGACCCCAUUAGCCAAAAACGCUUUGGCUAAUGGAUUUUACUACAGAGCUAAACGACACCACGAGGUCAUCUUCCAGCAGUGGGUGCAACCGGAACGACCCUCCACGAGUCGAAUGCCUUUUGUCGCGCAGAUGGUGCUAACGUGACAAUAUUUUAUAUAUUUCUCAAUUCAUCACACAUGAAGGUCUGACUCCAAAAUAAGAUACCUGAUAUGCAGAGCUGCUGUAGGCACAAUUUUUAUGAUGAGAUAAAGUCAUCCUAACAACAUAAACCAUCUUCACGGGAUGCAGCAGAGAAAAGCACAACAUUUCUUCAGAUUCAGUGGAAGAGUGGUUUUAUCUCUUCACUGGAGACAUGAGUGUCUCCUAAACUACUGUCUAUGCUUUGUUCAAAGAAAGAGGCCCCAAAAAAAUUAGCUCAGAUUAGAAACAUGAAUGUUUAUUCAUGUCACGGUUCAACAUUUACAGGUAGAUCAAUAUUGCUACCCCAUGGACAAGCCACAAACAAGUUAUCUAGUGUAACUUUAAAAGACCUGAUGGGUCUGUACAAUCUCUUUCCCGGCAUCAAAGUAGGUUUUUAUGUUCUAAUAAUUUAUUAGAACAAAACAAGCCAACAGUCCUAUAAACAGCAGACAUUUAGACUCGUGUCCCGGUAAGCCAUGACAGUGUGACACUGAGCCAGCAUGCACAGUGCCCGUACAGGGCCCUGAAACUGAAGCAGCUAAAUGGAAUCCAGCCAGUGUUUGUUUUAUUAUGCUUUUCCUAUUGGGACGUUUCAUCUGCGGAAAAGACCGUUUUGCAUUGUCGGAUGUAAGAUUUCAUGCUGCGACAGAUUUUAGCAAAACGUGUUCAUUUAGAUGUGAAAACUGUGAACCAUAUCUCAAUACAUGCCUCAACAUAAUUAUAGAGAUAUGACAAAUUAUAAUAAAAAUAUUGCAUUACCUCUGAGCCCUAGCGUCAGCAGCUAUGUUUAUGGGCUUCCUUUGAAUUGUAAAAAUAAAAUAUGUUUAUUUGACUAGAUACAAAUGUUAAGUUCAAACAAUAUUCUGUAUACCUACAAAAAAUAAAUAUAAUUAUUAUCCGACAAUAUCAGCAUAACCUAAAUUUUUAAGGCAAGUCUGCAACAAGAUUCCAUGUCUGGGCCUGUAAAUAGUGGAUAAUUUGAAUUGUGCUGAAAUUCAGAUGAAAGU
Scatophagus argus is the source of this 3939-nucleotide messenger RNA. Its product is annotated as macoilin. Gene Ontology annotation, biological process: neuronal signal transduction. The record is from RefSeq and is a predicted model, not a curated record. The transcript has 11 exons. NCBI's taxonomy places the organism in Eukaryota, Metazoa, Chordata, Actinopteri, Scatophagidae. Gene Ontology annotation, cellular component: rough endoplasmic reticulum membrane. The coding region runs from base 874 to 2709 and encodes 611 amino acids.